AUGGCACAUGAGGGGGCAUCCUCUGAGAAUGUCUCGUGGAAAGUCUUUGAAGAAUUUCAUAUAGAUGAAAAUGUGGGCUUUGCUCUGCGAAAACCACUGGAGGAGCUACCUUGCCCUUAUGAUGAAUGGAUUGACAUUGCUAAAAACCUGCCUGAACUGAUUGAAACUAACCAACUACGGGCAAAAGUUGAGAAGUUACCAGAACUCGAAAUUGAUGGACUCGGAAGCCACAAAUCUCAGCGCCUUGCACAUCUGGUGCUAAGCUAUAUCACCAUGGCAUAUGUAUGGAAUAAAGGUGAUGAGGAUAUCCGAAAGAUUCUCCCACGCAAUAUUGCUGUUCCUUACUGCAAGCUUUCGGAGAAAUUGGGAAUGCCUCCUAUUCUGAUUUAUGCUGACUGUGUCUUGGCAAACUGGAAGAAAAAGGAUCCCAAUGGACCAAUGACUUACGAGAAUAUGGACAUUCUGUUCUCGUUUCCUGGUGGGGAUUGCAGUAAAGGAUUCUUCUUGGUUUCCCUCUUGGUGGAAAUAGCAGCUGUUCCUGCAAUCAAAGUAAUUCCCACUAUAUACCAUGCACUGCAACAGGAGGACUGUGAAACUUUACAAAAGGCUCUAUGUGAUGUAGCUUCUUGUCUGGACAAAGCCCUUGAAACGUUUAAGCAAAUUCAUGUACAUGUGGACCCAAAUGACUUUUUCAAUGUUCUUCGUAUAUACUUGGCUGGUUGGAAAGGCAACUCCCAGAUGCCAGAGGGUCUGCUGUAUGAGGGAGUCUGGGACACCCCUCAGGCAUAUGCAGGCGGCAGUGCAGCCCAAAGCAGCCUCUUUCAGUGCUUUGAUGUUCUUCUGGGCAUUCAGCAUCAAGAUGGAGAAUCUUCUAAAUUCCUCCAGGACAUGAGAACAUACAUGCCACCAGCUCACAGGAACUUUCUUCGAUCAUUAGAGUCAGAGCCCUCAGUUCGUGAAUUUAUCAAGUCAAAAAAUGAUGCUAACCUUAAGGACUGUUAUAAUAAGUGUGUGAGUGCCAUGGUUGCCUUAAGAAACUACCAUUUGGCUAUAGUGUGUAAGUACAUCGUGACCCCUGCACGCCAGCAGUCUCAGAAAAACCAAACAGCAGAAGAGUCAGAAGCAGCAGAAAAUAGGGGCACUGGAGGCACCAAUAUCAUGGAUUUCCUAAAGACUGUUAAAAACAGAACUCAGCAUUUCCUAUUGUAGUGAUAUUAAUGCAAACCAAACAAGGGCACAGCAAGAGAUUUAGAAGUCCUUUGAUCCAGCUAUAAUUAAAUGCUUUUCUGUGUGAUACCUAUUCCACACUGCAAUCCUUCAAAAUCUCAGAUAUACUCCUAUAUGUUCUCUACAGCAAUAAGAAGUCUUUCAAAUUUCCUAUUCGAUUGUAUGUUUUCUUGCUACAUAAUAAACUGAGGAUC
Messenger RNA from Talpa occidentalis (Iberian mole), 1421 nucleotides. It is a transcript of the gene IDO1, whose product is annotated as indoleamine 2,3-dioxygenase 1. Gene Ontology annotation, molecular function: indoleamine 2,3-dioxygenase activity; L-tryptophan 2,3-dioxygenase activity; heme binding. The coding region runs from base 1 to 1209 and encodes 402 amino acids. The transcript has 10 exons. Gene Ontology annotation, cellular component: cytoplasm. The record is from RefSeq and is a predicted model, not a curated record. Lineage: Eukaryota; Metazoa; Chordata; Mammalia; Eulipotyphla; Talpidae. Gene Ontology annotation, biological process: 'de novo' NAD+ biosynthetic process from L-tryptophan.